Galeopterus variegatus (Sunda flying lemur) is the source of this 954-nucleotide messenger RNA. Its product is annotated as olfactory receptor 2A12-like. Gene Ontology annotation, biological process: G protein-coupled receptor signaling pathway. NCBI's taxonomy places the organism in Eukaryota, Metazoa, Chordata, Mammalia, Dermoptera, Cynocephalidae. The transcript has a single exon. Gene Ontology annotation, molecular function: olfactory receptor activity; G protein-coupled receptor activity. Gene Ontology annotation, cellular component: membrane. Bases 1 to 954 code for a protein of 317 amino acids. The record is from RefSeq and is a predicted model, not a curated record.
AUGUCUCAGAAAAAUUUCAGCACCGUCACUGAGCUGGUCCUUCUAGGAUUUUCCAAUCACCCCCAGGCCGAGGUGCCCCUCUUCUUCCUUUUCUCUCUGGUUUACAUGGUUAAUAUCUUUGGAAACACAGCAGUUAUUGUUUUGGUUAUAAUUGAUUCCUGUCUCCAGACACCCAUGUAUUUUUUCCUAUGCCACUUGGCCUUUCUCAACAUAUUUUACACCACAGCUGUGGUUCCCAAGAUGCUCUUCAACCUCCUUGCUUUCAAGAAAGUCAUCUCCUACGAACUCUGCCUUGCCCAGACCUACAUCUCCCUGUUCAUGGGAGCCUCUGAGUGCAUUAUUUUAGCGAUCAUGGCUCUGGACCGCUACGUGGCCAUUUGUUACCCUCUGCGGUACCUGGUAAUCAUGAACUGGUCUACAUGUGUGCAGCUGGCAGUGGGAGCCUGGACCAUCAGCUUCUUUGCCUCAGUAAUUCCACUCUACUUCACCAUAGCUCCCUUCUGUGGCCCUUACAUAAUUGACCAUAUUUUCUGUGAGGUACCUGUUCUUCUUCAUUUGCUCUGUGGUGACACAUCCCUGCAGGAGACCUUGAUGGCAAUAGGAGCAUUUGGCACCCUCUUACUCCCCUUCCUCCUGAUUCUCCUCUCCUACCUACACAUACUGGUUGCUGUGAGGACGAUGCACUCAGCUGAGGGUAGGAAAAAAGCUUUCUCUACCUGCAGCUCUCAUCUGACUGUGGUGACCAUUUAUUAUGGGACAGGGAUGUUUAUGUACAUGAGGCCCAAAUCUCUAUAUUCAGCUGAGGGUGAUAAAUUGAUUUCCUUGUUCUAUGCAGUCAUCAAUCCUACUUUGAACCCUCUAAUUUAUAGCCUGAGGAACAAGGAAGUGAAAAGAGCCUUGAAGAGAGUCUUAGAGAGAUGGACAGUGUCCCAAAGGCAGAAGAUAGCAUCUUGA